Molecule: messenger RNA, 1337 nt
Organism: Pseudomyrmex gracilis
Lineage: Eukaryota; Metazoa; Arthropoda; Insecta; Hymenoptera; Formicidae
Product: probable serine/threonine-protein kinase dyrk1
Exons: 4
Coding region: 187-1176 (329 amino acids)
Source: RefSeq, a predicted model, not a curated record
UAUUCGUCAGGACUGGGCGGAGGCGCGAUCGAACAGGUGGAAAGGACCUUGAAUCAACUCGACGGCUAUCGCGACGACAUAAUCGAGGUGCUGAAGAACGCGGCGAGUCGUCGGGAUCACGCUGGCACCCCGUCCGGCCUGGACGACGACCCGAUACGCAAAUCACUGGCCGACUGCGGCUACGACAUGUAUCGGAAGGACAUCGACGGCCAGGACAACGGCAUGCAUAACGGACAGGAAGACGACGAGGACGAAGUGGAAUUGCAACCGCCAUGCGGCACCAUUCGCAUACGCAAUCUCGAGGAUAUCAUUCGCCAACUGGAACAUCGGGCAGCGUCGAGACCCUUCAUAACCGGUCAAAUGAGUCCGAGCGGAUCCGAAGAGAUAAGGAUGACCGACGGUGAUCCCGAUCGUCACUACAGAAUCGAUUCUUCUGUCUGUAGCGAGUCAUCUCAAGGAAGCAGAAGAUGUAGUCGCGGCCGCGACGAGGACGCUAGUAGAUUCGUCUACGGUAGAUAUCGUCAGCCGACGUCCCGAAGUCCUUACGGCAAUCAUCAACACACCCAUCAACACUCCCAUCAAAUGCAUCCCGAGGACGAGGGUAUCUAUGAAACUGCCGAUCCUGACAGAGGCUCAAAUACUAGGGGUGAAACACCCGAUUGUGAAAGUGAUGCAUUUAUUCAAGCUCAACAACAAGUAGCCCGGUGGACUAAUGAGGAUGGAGGAGGAGGGGUACAGCACCGGCCGCCGCAACAGCCACCCCCGCCAUCAGCGAUGCAGUUGCCGAUGCCGCAACAGACUACGCAGCAGCAACAGCAGCAGCAGCAGCAACAGCAGCAACAGCAACAGCAACAGCCGGUGGAACAACUGCCAAUAAAGCAACGCGGCUAUUAUCCACCUCCCCCACAAAUUGAAAACAACCUCGACACUAGUAACAAUGCCGAGGUAGAAUCUGCUCAAUCCCAUCAACAACAAAAAACGCUAAGCGACGUUCGUGGAAUCGAUGUUAAUAAUCAUUUGCCUAAUAUUAACAAAUGCCCACUAGACGAUGAUUUUAGUCUAGAAUGUAACAUAAUGAAUAAUGGUUCCCCAAAAGAAAUAAUUACCAACAACACUAGUGAUAACGAAAAUACUGCCCUACUGCCCCCCACGCAUUUUCCUGAGUACAAGCAUUGAUAAUUACUUAAUCGAUGACAGAUAGUGUCUGAGAAAAAAUGGAUAACCGGAAAAAAAACAAUAUUAACAAAACAAUAUAGUGGUGUGACAAUGGUAAUGACAAUGAUGACGAUGAUUUAAUCUCGAACUCGCAUUUUAUACUGAAUAGUGUAAAUAACGAU